UCUACCGAUAUAUUGUGCACUAGCGCUAUGCUAUUAUAUUAUAAUCGAAUCCUUAUCAUAUGUGGACAACACGAGUGAAAAAACCCCCAUAUUAUCAGGUUCACAAGGCAGGAAGUGGCACAAAGAAGAGGAGCAGAAAAAAAGAGCAAUAUAAAGAGAGAUGUUGGAGAGAGCUUUCGUCAAGCGACUAAGGGACUUUGACUCUGAAGAAGAGAUGAAGAAUGAGGGAGAAAACAUGCAGCUGAUAAACCCACAGACAUUCUCACCACAGAGACGAAUACAGACCCACAGGAAUUAAAGGGCAGAUGGAAAAGGACAGAUUAAAGACAUUUGUUACUAUAUUAUUUAUUGUCACUCUUAUUGGCUUGCUGAUUUUGGCAUACAUAGACAAUCAAACUUAUUACAUGAGAUUCCCUCAACCCAAUAAAAAACAGAAAUCCACAGAGCCUUUAAAUUCAAUAACGCCCAUCAAAAACUCAAAGCACUAUAUGGUGUCUGCCUUUAUCGACCACAGAGUGGGUGGGAUCAUUCGAGUCAUCAGCAUAAUCAACAGAAACAGUCUUCAGCCACUUUACUGUGUCUACUGCAACAUUGAACAGGACUGUAAAACUGUAAAGGCAAAUGUCCAGAUACACAGCGAUCAUUUUGGUUACCCAUUUGCUGCCUCAGAUGUGAUUUGUAAAGAUAAGCACUUGCAAAAUGCAAAACAUGUUCUCAUCUCAACUGAUAAAGAUUCAGCCAAUCUUAAAAUGGAUUAUUUGCCAAUAAAAAAUCGAGUGAUAAGUGAGACCUUUAAAUUUAACUUCACAGUUUGCAUCUCCAACCUUUUUGGAGACUACAAUAAUGUACUGCAGUUUGCGCAAACUAUUGAGAUGUACAAGCUUCUGGGCAUACAGCGAGUGGUAAUCUAUAAAACUAGUUGUGGACCAGACCUGGAAAAGCUCCUACAGCACUAUGAAAGAGAGGGAAUACUGGAGAUUGUAUCAUGGCCUAUCGACCAAUUUCUUAACCCAUCCUCAGGCUGGAAAUUCAGGAAGCACAGUGGUGAUCUCCACUAUUACGGCCAGUUGACAACACUCAAUGAGUGCAUGUACAGGCACAUGUAUCAAUCCAAGUAUGUUCUUCUCAAUGAUAUUGAUGAGAUCAUCAUGCCAUACAAGCAUGCCAAUUUGCCUUCUCUUAUGGAGGACCUUCAGUCUGCACACCCCAAUGUAGGUGUGUUCCUUAUUGAGAACCACAUAUUCCCCAAAACACAGUUUGAGGACAGUAGAAAGUACAAAAGAUCAGAAUGGAAUGAUAUUCCUGGUGUCAAUAUCAUGGAGCACAUUUACAGAGAACCUGAUCGAAAGAAUGUUUACAAUCCCACAAAGAUGAUUGUUGACCCAAGGAAGGUGGAGCAAACCUCAGUGCAUGUCCCCUUGAAAAGCGUUGGAGGUAAUUACCGUGUACCUUUUCAUGUGUGUAGAAUUAUACAUGUAAGAACUCCACUGCAGGGGCGUCUUACAAAAGAGGAACUGACUGUGGACACAAGAGUGUGGGACUUUGAGCAAGAACUGAUACAGAAUGUUGACCAGACUUUGAAACAUUCAGGUUUACUGAGGCUUUCCAGUUGACAUGUUUGUAUCAUAAUGUCAUACACAAUACACUUUUCCCCCAAACUCAUCAAAUUCAACUAUGAAUAAAGAAAACGAUGAACAGAGGUAGAAAAAUACUGUAGACUGCUUAUGGGUUAUUUAAAUUGUCUGCCAAACAUUUUUGUUCUGGACCAAAUUUGAUUAAAGCCAGCUGUCCUAAGAAUGAUGCAACUGCAACAUUACUGCUGUGAACAAACCCAAAUGACAUUCUAGUACAACAUUAAAAAAAGCACAUUAAUAAUAAACUGGGAACUGAGACCUGAAAUGUAUAACUGAUGCUGAUAUAUUGUUGUGUUAAUCUUUCACUUGCAAGUGGUUAAAAAUUUUAAUACAUUUGUUGUUCUUAUUGUACUUUUGUUCAUGUUUUGCAAAAAUAAAAAUAAACAAUUGCCAGGCCAGACUUAAUGCAUAAUUUUAACAUAUCCAUGCUACUGGUUCAAUCAUGUUUCAAAAUCUUGUUCAUUUUAUUAAUGUUUAAAGGAAAAUACGUUUAUACCUCAUGUUGUGUUCGGUCAUUUUGACCCGAAGAGGAUUUUCUUUUGCCUGAAAAUGCUAGUUAAUGUUAUCAUAUUGGACUAAACUUACUGACUUUGCUCACACAGGUAUCACAAUAUAUAUAUACACACACACACUACCAGUUAAAGUUUUGAGACACUUGACUGAAAUGUUUCACAAGAUCUUAAAAAAUCUUUUGAUCUGAAGGCAUAUACUUAAAUGUUUGAAAUUAGUUUUGCAGACAAAAAUAUAAUUGUGUUUAAAUGUUAUUUAAAAAAAAAGUUUUUGAAAUUGAUGACUUGGACCAAAUAAUAAAGAAAAACAGCCAAUAAGUGUUCAACAUAGAUGGGAACUCCUUCAAUACUGUUUAAAAAGCAUCCCAGGGUGAUACCUCAAGAAGUUGGUUGAGAAAAUGUCAAGAGUACAUGUCUGAAAAUUCUAGGCAAAGGGUGACUACUUUGAAGAUGCUAAAAUAUAACACAGUUUUGAUUUAUUUUGGAUUUUGUUUAGUCACAACAUAAUUCCCAUAGUUCCAUUUAUGUUAUUCCAUAGUUUUGAUGACUUUACUAUUAUUCUAAAAUGUGAAAAAAAAAAAAAAAAUUAUAAUAAUAUAAAAAAUUAUAAUAAAGUGUUUCAAAACUUUUGACCAGUAGUGUAUGUAUGUAUAUAUAUAUUUCACCUUGUUACACGUUUGGUGUUCCUGGUCAAAAACCGGCCUAUAACAAUUGCUUAUAAAUCACUCAUUAUGCUAUAUUAUCACCAAAUAUUGGAUUAGAUCUUUUUGCCAGCUUGUUUUCUUUCAAUUAGCACAGGUUUUGUAUUUCUUUUUGGAACUUAUUGAUCGUGGGCCUCACUGACCUGAGCUUAUGCACCAUUUUUGAGUGAAAAAAAUAAAAUAAAUAAAAAGUAUUUGUGGAUAAUUUUGGCAAUAUUUAAUAAAAUAUUAAAACAUUCUGUA
Myxocyprinus asiaticus (Chinese sucker) is the source of this 3087-nucleotide messenger RNA. RefSeq lists its product as uncharacterized. The transcript is spliced from 3 exons. The record is from RefSeq and is a predicted model, not a curated record. NCBI's taxonomy places the organism in Eukaryota, Metazoa, Chordata, Actinopteri, Cypriniformes, Catostomidae. The coding region runs from base 306 to 1613 and encodes 435 amino acids.